Messenger RNA from Lathyrus sativus (Indian pea), 972 nucleotides. The record is from the annotation of a GenBank genome assembly. Lineage: Eukaryota; Viridiplantae; Streptophyta; Magnoliopsida; Fabales; Fabaceae.
AUGGAGAAACCUGAAAAUCAUCUCAAUAAUGACGAUAUCACUGAAAAAGAAGCAUCUCAGCUUGCUGCAUUGUUGAAAGAGAUGAAGGAAGGGCUUGAUAAUGUUAAGCGGAAAAUUCAAACUUUAACUGCCAAGGUGAAAGCUCAGAGUUCUACAGUAGAUGGAUUCAGUUAUCUUGAUGCUAAAAAUUUGCUGCUUUUGAAUUAUUGUCAAUCCCUUGUUUAUUAUCUAUUGCGAAAGGCUAAGGGAUAUUCUAUAGAAGAACAUCCUGUAGUUCGAAGUAUAGUUGAGAUAAGAUUAUUUUUAGAAAAGAUUCGUCCAAUUGACAAAAAAAUGCAAUACCAAAUCCAGAAAGUUAUUAAAGCUAGUGAAAGUGCAGCAAGUAAUGCCAAUGAGAAGGUGCCGGCUGCAUCCAAUAAGAGUGAGGAGGACGCUUCAAAGUAUCGUCCAAAUCCUGGGAAUCUUAUUAGCAAAAUACAACCAACCGCCCAGGACGGCGAUGGUGACGACGUGUAUCAUCCUCCUAAAUUGGUCCCUACUUCUAUGGAUAUAGAUAAAUCUUCAAAGCAAGAAAGAAAUGCCAUCCGAAGAGAUAGAGAAAUUCUGAAACAUGCUCAGCAAAGUGAUUUCAUCAGAAGAAUGGUGAAUGAUAUGGAGGAAAGACCUGAAGAGAUACAUGAUUUUAUGGGAACUAGCAGAGAAGUGGAUAAGUUUGCUCGCAAAUUCGACGAGCGGUCUAGGCAAGAGGAGGAAAUAUUCAACCGUCUUCCUAUGACAAAACAGGAGAGGAAGAAAGAGAAGUACAUGAAGAAAGCAACAAAUGGGAUGCAAGGCCUGACAGAAAAUUUAUUUGAUGAAAUCAAAGGAUUGCCCUUUGAAGAUGAUACUGGUGAGCAAACAAUGGGCUUCAAAAAGGGUCCCAGAAGAAAUGGGAAGCAUGGGAAGCUGAAGAAGCGAAAGAGGAAACAUUGA